GGUCGAUGGAAGGGCCGAUGGAAGGGCCAAUGGAAGGGCCAAUGGAAGGGCCAAUGGAAGGUCUCUUACCCCGUCUUUCCAUGCCUCCUAUCGGCAAAGGAUAAAGAAAAAAAGAAAAGAAAAAAAAAAACAAAAAACAAAAAAAAAGAAAAGAAAAGAAAAGUUUCUGAUCUCUCGUAGAACUUUCUAAAUCUGGAUGCAUAUUAUUGCACAUUAUCAAGAUUUAAAAGCGAUGCACACCGCGGCAUCGAAUGCCUACAGUUCUGGAUAUCGUUUAUGUUCGAGAGACAAAAGUAAACUGCGACCGAAGAAAACGAUAAGAUGGGGAUGAGUUCGUAAAGCGCAUGCGCUUAGGGAGAAGGGAUGAAGUAAUAUGCGAUGUAAAGAAAGGCUAUAAGAUAAUGAUAUAAUCAUUGGAAAGGGAUGCAGGUGUUUAAUUGCGUAUAAUUUGUUCGAUAAAAGGGUAAAAAUGUCUAAAACUCGAUAAACGUGUGUCCCGUAUGUAUUGACUUUAAUAGAAUUCUUUACGUUCACACGAAUUUGAAUUAUUGAGCGAUUACUAUAAGGAGCAUAAUUGGAAUACUUAAUGAAGGUAAGCAAACUUAAGGGGUUGAAGUCAAUCGAUAGACGGGAGUCACUUUAGACGACAGUAUGACCUCGAAAGGUGAAGACUAUCUCGACAACGAGUACUAUAUUUACAAUCGACGAUUAUUUCGAUUGAUUGGAUUAUGGGAAGAUAAGGUAUCAUUGAAGAAAUUCAUUUACAUUUGUUUCCUCAAUUUUAUAAUAAUCAUUGCGGUAUUCGAACACAUUUAUGGGAUUUUCACGUUAAAAGGAGAAUUAAAUGCAAUUGCUAAAUUAUUGGAAACGACCUUGAUUACAUUGUGUUUCGGAUCAUGCUACUACAAUCUAUUAUCGAAUAGUAUUAUUAUGAAGAAAAUUCUUCGUCGUAUAGAUUGCGAUUGGUUGGAAUUUGCGAACAAACAGGAAUUAAUAAUAUUAAAAGAGUAUGCUAAUAUAAGUAGAAUGUGUACCAUUGGAAACAUAAUCUCCUUUUACAUGUAUAUGGGAUUUUUGAUAUUUCCAUCAUUUCAAAGUUUCAUACAGUACAUCUUUGGUGUAAUAAGUUACAAUGAAUUAAUUUUACCCGUUCAUUUUGAAUAUUUUAUGAAAAAUCAUAUUGUUUAUUAUUUUGGCCUUUGGACUCAGUGCGCAGCAAUAAUUUUCCUAUGCACAGUAGCAAUUGGGAAUUAUACGAUGUUUAUUGCAGUAAUAUUGCAUGCUUGUGCAUUAUUUAAUGUCGUAGUAUGGAGGAUAAAUGAUAGAUUUAAAGAUAAUCGAAAUAAUUUUUAUGGUAACAAUGAGAAUGAUAAAUUAUUAGAUGAGAAUGAAUGGAUCGUCGAUAUCAUCAAAUUCUACAAAUCCGUCAUAGAACUGGUCGAUUUAAUAAAAUUAUUUUACGAAGGAAUUAAUAUAUUCGAAGGAUUUUUCGCUAUGCUAAUCACCAUGAUAGAUUACUUUUACUUAUUUCAAUUACUUACUUCUGACGUAAACAAGACCGACGGUUUGAAAAAAUUAUUAUACGUUAUUGGAUCUAUGUCCGUAAUUUUUGUUUACUUUCAUCUUGGACAACAAUUAAUAGAUCACAAUAAUUACGUAUUUGUAACAAUAUGUCAAAUUCCAUUUUAUUCGUUAUCAUUGAAGACACAAAAAUUAAUACUAUUUUUGAUAAUGAGGAGCAUGAUAGUAUGCAAUUUAUCAUGGAAGGGUACAAUAGUAUUCUCUCACAAUCUAUUUACAGUGUUCAUCCAGAAGUCACUGUCUUUUGCUAUGGUAUUCUAUAAUUUGCAAUGAAUUUAUACGAAGAAAAUACCAUGUGACAUUUGAUCAUUAUACAGUAUUAUAAGAAUACCAUAAAACUGUUAUAUAUUUGUUGUUUUCAAAUUACGUGAAUAAAUAAUUUUUCUAAACGAACUACUCUCUGUCAUGGUAAUAUUUUUUACUGAUAAGAAAUCUUAUUAUCGAUAGCUAAUUUAUUUGCAAAUUAAUUAAUUUUAAUAUAACAAUAAGUUGAAGAAGGAAAUGUUAAAAUAAAAUUUGAUACAAUCAUUAUGCAAUGAGGUUAUCUUAUGCGAUUAUUAAAAUGCAUGACUCAUUGUUAAACCCU
Vespa mandarinia (Asian giant hornet) is the source of this 2167-nucleotide messenger RNA. RefSeq lists its product as uncharacterized. Gene Ontology annotation, biological process: detection of chemical stimulus involved in sensory perception of smell; sensory perception of smell. Gene Ontology annotation, molecular function: odorant binding; olfactory receptor activity. The record is from RefSeq and is a predicted model, not a curated record. NCBI's taxonomy places the organism in Eukaryota, Metazoa, Arthropoda, Insecta, Hymenoptera, Vespidae. Gene Ontology annotation, cellular component: plasma membrane.